AUGAGUUCCCCAGCGAAUUCAGCUACCCCUGGACCAUCAGAUAAUAAGCAACAACAACAACAACAACAACAGAAUGCUGGCAACAGUGGCGAUCAACAACGUGGAUCUCCAGCUCUCACCAACUUGCCUUCACAGGCCGACAUUGACAAAAUCGUGGCAUCCUAUCUCCAAAAGAAGGGUUACAAAGCAACAGAGGCUAUCUUCAUGAAAGAAUUGAGCGGCAGCACAUUGUCCCUCGAUCAGCUAUCACAAGAACUCGCGUCAUCGGAUAAGUCGUAUGGGAACCAAGUACUCAAAUACGGCGAGGAGGGAGACCCCAACGCGUAUAGCGUGAGCUACCGCAGUCUACGCAAGUGGAUCGAAAGCUCAUUGGAUUGGUACAAGCCCGAGCUUCGAAAUGUCCUCUUUCCCAUUUUCAUCCAUGCCUAUCUUGAUCUUGUCAGUAAGAAUAUGCAGGAACAAGCAAAGGAAUUCAUGGAAACUUACAAGAACGAUCACAUCGAGACACACAUGCUUGACAUCAAUCGCUUCGAGACGGUGACAACGCCUGAACAUGUACGAGAGAAUGAAUUAGCUCAGCUCUAUCGCAGCAACAAGUACUACUUGCGUAUGUCGGGUGUCCCAUUUGAGCUAUUCCUCAAUUAUCUUCAAGACAACAAGUAUAUGCUUCUUUUACGGAUUGUGAAUCAAUAUCUCAAUAUUCAAGUGAUACAUGGAAAGCUUUUGGAUGCGGGAAUGGAUGCCGAUGAUGCCACUGGUGUUAUUGGUAUUACUGGACAUGAAUCACAGCAAAUUGAAUCGUUCAAUCAACAAACACUACAACUUGGUGAAACGCAAAUGGAUCCGGCAUUCAAAGAUGAAGUGGAGCAAGCAUUGAAAGAGCAGGAUGCAAGCAACAAAGAGACUUCGGCUGAAAAUGUUGCUGUGAAUGGAAGUGCAGAAAAGGGAUUACUGGACGCAUACAAGAAGGUCAAACAAGAAGCAACUGCCGAUGGUCCCGCUUUUGGAGAUAUACCACUACCCCAAUAUAGGGGAACAGAUAUCCAAGCGGAAAUCGAUUCAUUGAAGGACUUGAGGAAACGAAUUUCGCUUGGUAGCGCAUCCUUGCCAAGUAUAUGCUGCUAUACAUUCCACAACACACACGAUGACUUGAAUUGUCUUUCCAUCACCGAAGAUGCAUCCCUCGUCGCUGGUGGUUUCUCAGAGUCGUUUAUCAAAAUAUGGAGUCUUAAAGGCGAAAAGCUACGAGGAUUAAGGAACACUAUCAACCCUGCACAUGUCAAUGAUCUGAAUGAUCUCAAUCGACACAAGGAACGACAUGGUUCAGAAUACAAACGCCUUAUUGGUCAUUCAGGGCCGGUCUAUGGUUUAAGCUUUAGCCACGACAACAAGUACCUGAUUUCUUGUUCAGAAGAUAAAACAGCACGAUUGUGGAGCACUCAAACCUAUUCCAACCUUGUGUGUUACAAAGGCCACAACUACCCAAUCUGGGAUGUCGAUUUUGGACCUCAUGGAUUUUACUUUGCAACGGCAUCCAAUGAUCGAACAGCACGGCUCUGGAGCUGUGACCAUAUUCAUCCACUUCGAAUCUUUGCAGGACAUCUUUCUGACGUUGAUACUGUGAAAUUCCACCCCAACUCAAAAUACUUGGUGACGGGUUCAAGCGAUCGUACCUGCCGUCUGUGGGAUGUACAACGAGGCACGUGUGUGAGGGUUUUCACGGGCCAUACAGGAUCUGUAAAAACAGUGGCAGUAUCACCAAAUGGUCGAUUGAUGGCAUCCGCAGGCGAGGAUCGAUCAAUUAUGCUUUGGGAUUUGGGAUCAGGACGACGAUUGAAGAAGAUGACUGGACAUACCGGCUUCAUUUAUUCGGUGGACUUUAGCGCUGAUAGCAACGUUCUUGUGUCGGGAGGAGCUGAUGGCACAGUGCGCGUAUGGGACGUCAAUAAGGAUACAUCAUCAGAUGGCACAGUGGCAGCACUCACUGGAGGCGUGGAUGCUAAGCGGAUACGAAUGGAUGAGAGUGAACGCAGCAAAUCCAAGGACAAGAAGGAAUCCAAAGACAAAUUGCGAGAUGACGUGAAGCGUAAAAAGGGACCCGUUGAAAGUCAUGACCAGCUUGGCGUAUUCCCAACCAAGAACACCCCAGUUUACAAGACCCAAUUCACAAAACGAAAUCUCUGCUUAGUUGCAGGCGCCUUUUCACCUCCUGAAAAUUAA
This is a messenger RNA of Lichtheimia ornata, 2220 nucleotides long. RefSeq lists its product as uncharacterized. The record is from RefSeq and is a predicted model, not a curated record. NCBI's taxonomy places the organism in Eukaryota, Fungi, Mucoromycota, Mucoromycetes, Mucorales, Lichtheimiaceae. Gene Ontology annotation, molecular function: RNA polymerase II general transcription initiation factor activity; protein binding. Gene Ontology annotation, biological process: transcription initiation at RNA polymerase II promoter. The coding region runs from base 1 to 2220 and encodes 739 amino acids. Gene Ontology annotation, cellular component: transcription factor TFIID complex. The transcript is spliced from 12 exons.